ACGGAGUUUAAAAACGUCCUUAUGCUGGUGAAAGAAGGGUUUGCUUCCGCAUGGUUUGAUCUUGAUACUGGUCGGUGAUAGGCGGUGGGAUAAUACAGCCGGUGGGUUUGUUUUGUGCGCGGUGUGAGGAUGCCGUCACGGGUCGAGGAUUAUGAAGUCUUGUACACGAUCGGCUCCGGCUCCUACGGGAAAUGCCAGAAGAUUCGCAGGAGGUCGGACGGGAAGCUGUUGGUAUGGAAAGAACUGGACUAUGGAACAAUGACGGAGGCAGAGAAACAGAUGCUGGUCUCUGAAGUGAACCUGCUGCGAGAACUCAAGCACCCAAACAUCGUCCGCUAUUAUGACCGCAUCAUCGAUCGGACAAACACUACUCUGUACAUAGUGAUGGAGUACUGCGAGGGGGGGGACCUGGCCAGCCUCAUUGCUAAAUGCACUAAAGAAAGGCAAUAUUUAGAAGAAGACUUUAUCCUACGUAUGUUUUGCCAACUGGCCCUGGCCCUUAAAGAUUGCCAUAAAAGGAGUGAUGGUGGCCACACUGUGUUGCAUCGAGACCUGAAACCUGCCAACAUAUUUCUAGAUGCCAAAAACAAUGUGAAGCUUGGAGACUUUGGACUGGCCAGAAUACUGCAUCAUGACUCGAGUUUCGCAAAGACUUUUGUCGGCACCCCAUAUUACAUGUCCCCAGAACAGAUGAACAGAAUGUCGUACAAUGAGAAAUCCGAUAUCUGGUCGUUGGGAUGCCUCCUGUAUGAACUCUGUGCUCUCUCGCCUCCGUUUACGGCUUACAAUCAAAAGGAGCUGGCAGAAAAGAUCAGAGAAGGACGGUUUAGGCGCAUUCCAUAUCGCUAUUCAGAAGAGCUUAAUCAAGUAAUCACGAACAUGCUACAUCUAAAGGACUAUUUAAGGCCUUCUAUAGAAGAAAUUUUGCAGCAUCACUUAUUAGCAGAGUUUGUCAGGGAAGAGCAAAAGAAAACUGAAAAGAAGGUAUGGAAAGCCACAGAGCAGGAAAAGCUCUCGACGCCAGACCCUGUUCCCUCAGAGCUCCGGUUAAAGGAACAGCAACUGCAAUCAAGAGAGCGGGCCUUAAAGGAAAGGGAAGAUCGUCUGGAGCAAAGGGAACGAGAACUCUGCGUGCGCGAAAGGAUGGCAGAAGAUAAAAUUGCCAGGGCAGAAAGCCUGGUGAAGAAUUUUAACUUGAUGAAGGAACAGCACCUGUUUCAAGCCGCCCUAGAAAAUGGCAUAGAUGCCUACACAGAGAGUUCCUCUACGCGGAGCAGACGCCAUGUUCAUUUUGGGAGUAACAGUAAAGAGAAUCGCAGUUCAGAUCGCUAUCUGGAGCAAGAGAAGUGCAGCGACUUGCAGAAACGGCUGCAGGCUGCAAACCUACGUGCCAAAGCUUUGUCUGAGCUGGAAAAGAAUUAUCAGCUGAAGAGCCGGCAGAUACUGGGCAUGCGCUGAGUCUUACUUGCUUAUGUAACGCUACAUAAUAUGGGGAGGGGAAAAAGAAAAACUGUUUUGUUCUAGAAAUUGCUGUUAUUGCUCAGUUCUUCCUUAUAAGCAGAUAUCACCGAGUGCACCUUUCUCUAAUUUAUUGCUGAGUGUAAUAUUGAGCCAGUAGGAUAAGCUGUAAUGAAUCAAACACUACUUCUCUAUAGUGUUAUCAACAGAACAUAUCCACCUACUGGGAGAGGGGAUUCAAACAGAAUGGAAGGGUGUGAUGAAUGGUUCUCUAUAUGGCAGGUGCAUUCAGAUUUUUCUCGAUCAACCUUUAAGUGGGGUUUACAUGUUAAAUGAUGCAGAGCCAACGAAUGAGACUAAACUGUCACCUAAAAGACUCAAAAUGCAUCUGAGAAAGAGAGAUAAUGCUCUAGCCACAACCUUCUUGUGAUGAGUGAGCUGUGACUGCCCAGCUAUAUACUACUGUAAGAUACAGGGCCCUGUUGGGGUCAGAGGCUUUUCACCCAUCAUGAGGUGAGAAUUCCGUACACACAAUCAUACCAAUUAAUGAGCCCCAGUGACUUUUUGUAUAGAAAUGAUUUCCGCAGGGGAGUGGUUUCCCUUGUGCUACUGUACCGCUGACAAUUCGACUGGGAAUGUUUGGACAUUUUACGGUGGUUCAGUGCUAUUUAUAGUCAUGUUUUAUUAUUUUAUAUAAAAAAAAAGUUUUAUUUCA
Messenger RNA from Xenopus laevis (African clawed frog), 2173 nucleotides. RefSeq names its product NIMA-related kinase 2 S homeolog (gene nek2.S). The record is from RefSeq and is marked provisional. Lineage: Eukaryota; Metazoa; Chordata; Amphibia; Anura; Pipidae.